Trypanosoma theileri is the source of this 1239-nucleotide messenger RNA. RefSeq lists its product as uncharacterized. Gene Ontology annotation, cellular component: membrane. Gene Ontology annotation, molecular function: metalloendopeptidase activity. Lineage: Eukaryota; Euglenozoa; Kinetoplastea; Trypanosomatida; Trypanosomatidae. Gene Ontology annotation, biological process: cell adhesion; proteolysis. The record is from RefSeq and is a predicted model, not a curated record. The transcript has a single exon. The annotation marks the transcript as partial.
CAAGGCAUUUGUGCAAAAGUGAGGUGUGAUAAUGACAAGAAGGUGAGUGUACAGCUUAAAGGGCAUGUUGGCAAUAAGGAGGAGCGGUGGCAUAAGUGCCCAGAGGAUGGCGGGUCUAUAAAUAUUGCUGAUGUGGCUGGUACAGAGUUCAGUGAGGGAACUAUUGUGUGCCCUAAAUACGAAGAAGUGUGCACAGGGUGGCCGGAGACCAAUUCCCCAGUAAUCAAGCUUAACAGUGACAAAGAAGAAAGUGACGGGUACUAUAUCGUUCUGAAUGAUGGGGAAAAAGAAGCAAAGCCAGAAAAAGGUCAGAAGCCAACCCACGCGCCAUCAGUUUCAUCAGUUUCUCCUGAAGAAGACGAAUCGCACGUGGAACUCCAUGAAUCUGACAUAGUGAAAGAAGCUCCGGAAAGCGAGCAUCCGGAUAAACACGAAGCUCCAAAAGGUCAGGAGCCCGUUAAGCACAGAGAUGCUUCCCACAACAGCUUGGGGAACGUGAGAGUUCACAACACCGGUGUGUCCACUGCGAGUUCAGAUGGUGGAAUUGGAACUGGUGGCACGAACACUAACAACAACAGCGCUGUUGGUUCUGGUGGCAUCAGCAAUGAAAAGCACCCCGUUACUGUACCUGAGCGUGUUCACACCACACCACCACCUCCUACUCCUGCCGCCCCACUCCCAACCCCUGCUGACCCUCUUGUCCCUGCAAAGACCCCUGCAGAUGGAGCAUUGCAACAGCCUGUAGAUCCACCAGCAGAAAACAACGAUAAACAAAAUGAAAUCCAAACAUCACCCGAAUUGAAAUCACCAACUGGAGAGCAAGAGAAAAAUUCUUCUCCAGCAGGUCCUAAUGAUAAAGUUCAUUCAUCCAACUCCAGUACUACAGCAUCAGAAGAUUCCAUCAAAGUACAAAGUGAUGCUCGGGAAAAAGAAUCUGAGCAGAAAAAGCCCCGUGAUAAUGCUGAUGAUGUUGCUACUGCUCCAUCCACAUCUAAUCCCAACAGCAAUGGCAACACAAUGCAGUCCACCAACACUAUUAAUGGUGCAAAUGAACCGUCUACUCACACAGCAAAUAACACUGUUUUGAACGGGACAAACUUAAAUGAGGACCAAAUGAAAGAAACACUAAAUCAUACAAAUGUAAUGAAUGUGAUGGGUCCUGACAGCAGCAUCAUGGUCUCCUACAUGGCCCCUCUUGCACUUCUUGUGUGUGUUGUUGGUUUUGUGAUGGUUCCAUGA